CAGAAGUGUUGGGUCAGAGGACUGCUGCCUGCCUCUCUGCUCAUCCCACACAGCCUUUGCAUCUGUGCCUCCCAGCCAUGAGGACCCUCGCUCUGCUUGCUGCCAUUCUCCUGGUGACCCUGCAGGCCCAGGCUGAGCUCCACUCAGGGAUGGCUGAUGACGGUGUGGACCAGCAACAGCCCCGGGCACAGGAUCUGGACGUGGCCGUCUACAUUAAACAGGAUGAAACCUCCCCUCUUGAAGUUUUGGGUGCAAAGGCAGGCGUGUCCUGUACUUGCAGACGAUUCAGUUGUGGGUUUGGGGAACGCGCCUCUGGGUCCUGCACAGUCAAUGGAGUCCGCCACACACUCUGCUGCCGCCGCUGAGCAUCAAAAACAGAAAAAAAAGAGUUCCUUAUUUUCUUGGAGACCUCGAGGGAAAACAUUAUUACUCUUUGCCUCAUCUUUUCCUUUCCCACCCUAAAUAAAGAGCUUGUAGUCAA
Molecule: messenger RNA, 481 nt
Organism: Oryctolagus cuniculus (rabbit)
Lineage: Eukaryota; Metazoa; Chordata; Mammalia; Lagomorpha; Leporidae
Product: defensin NP-4
Biological process (GO): antibacterial humoral response; cellular response to lipopolysaccharide; disruption of plasma membrane integrity in another organism
Cellular component (GO): extracellular matrix; extracellular region
Source: RefSeq, marked provisional